This is a messenger RNA of Ostrea edulis (European flat oyster), 5119 nucleotides long. Its product is annotated as protein unc-93 homolog A-like. NCBI's taxonomy places the organism in Eukaryota, Metazoa, Mollusca, Bivalvia, Ostreida, Ostreidae. The record is from RefSeq and is a predicted model, not a curated record. The transcript is spliced from 5 exons. Bases 2922 to 4862 code for a protein of 646 amino acids.
UCUAAGAUAAGCGGAUUUAAAAGUUUCCAAUGUUGGGUAAUAUUUUAAAAAUUCUGGCAUAUUAUUCCAUAACUGCGAACCGUAAAUUGUAAAAGAUCUAAAAUAUUGUGUCUUUGCUCUCUGGAUAUAUAAUGAAUUACUUUGACUUAAUCUGGUAGAUCUACUGCUAAUUUCAUGAACAUACUGAAAAAUAUCUAAAUAAUCGGGGGUUAGACUAUGUAAAACUUUGAAGACAAGAAUGAUAGUUCUAUAUACAAAGUAGUCUGACAGAGGCAUCCAUCUAAGUUGCUGCAUCAUUUCUGUUGUAGGUGUAUAAAAUUUCUAUUUAAAAUCACUCUAGCAGCUCGCUUUUGAAGUUUGCAUAAUUUGUAAAGACCGUCCUUGUUUUUCAUAUUGCCCCAAACAGUACAACAGUAGUUAAAAUGAGGAAAAACAAUUGUAUUAAAAAUUUUCAGUAAUAAUUCAGUUGACAAGAAUGAACGUAAUCUAGAUAAUACACCUAUUUUGCUUGCAAGUUUUUUUGGUUAAAAUUUCAACAUGUUCAGACCACGUGAGACAUCUGUCAAUAUAAACACCAAAUAGUUUUGCACAUGAUACAUUUUCGAUGGCGAUAUUGUCCACUUUUAUCGAAAGAAUCUCGGAGCAGUCCGUCAAAAUUCAUGCCUGGAAAUUUGCUUUCAGCUUUGGCCUGAUCUAGCAAUUAAUGUGCACUUAGCUGACACUGCAGUUCGCUUCAAAUAUUAAGUGAUUUGACUGUUAAACUAAUUCCCUAUCAUUAUCACUUGUAUUGCUUACCGUUUAGAUAUGAAAAUCCCAAAAUAAAAACAGCCACUAAAUUUUCCUUUCAAAUGGUGACUUCCAUGGCACAAUGAUUUAUCUUCUGAAAUUGAAGAGUUCUUAUAGUCUGUUUUAUCAAGUUACUGAUACAUUGCAUCUUCACAUACCAAUAUGUAUCGCUAAUUUAAAAACAACAGACUAAAGGAACUCUUCAAUUUUAGGAGAUAAAAUAUUGCACCUUGGGGGUCAUUAUUUGGGUAGAGUUAGUUUGAUAGUCAACUAAUUUGAAUUGAAGCGAAAAGAAGUGACAACUAAGUGCACAAUAAUUGCUAGAACCGGCCGAAGCAGAAAGUAAAUUUCCAAACAUGAAUUAUGAAGGAUUGCUCCGAUAUUCGGUGAAGGCGUCAGUCCAAAUGUUCAGCCGAGAUUAAUGAGCCCUGGGAGCAUAUUGAUAAUUCGAACUUCAUUUAAGGCUGAUUAACACAUCGUCAUAAUGGCUGACUUCCUUUUGAAACAUGACUUGAAAUGUAAAUAUCAGCAAUACUUGUAUAUUCUUUUUAAAAAUCUUAUUGCCUAGGUAGGUAGUUAACAUUUCGAUUGCUCUUCUGUAGUUUGGCGUUCGAAUCUUUUCUCUCUUUUUUUUCACUGAAUACUUUCUAUAUUGAAACAGCAUUUUUGAAUUAAAAAGGGUAAAUCUAAAACUUUUCAAUUUUCAAAAUGUUAGUGCACACAUCCUCCACUGUCCAUCCAUAUCAAAUUUCUCUGUGUUAUUCCUCCUUAAACCGGUAACGUUCCUUGUGAAGGAGAACCGAACGAAUCGAAAACGAACGGGAUGUUGAUACUCUUCCUCGAUAAUGUAAUAUAAGAUAGUGAAAUUUCAGAUAAUGACUUUCUUUGUGAUGGGUAACCCUCAGGAAUAACAGAAUUCAAAGUCAUGGAAAUGGAGUGGAUGCCAAGAGGUCAGACAGGAGAUAAGACGCAUUGCAUUGUCUGUGUUCUCGGUCUAUCGAUCCAUGCACGGCUUUCAAGAAGCAAAGGUUUGAGCGGAGGCUAUGUGCAGAUAUUAAUUAUGAUAUUUAUUCACUUUUUUACGAAAUACAAUUCCAAAAAUGCCUCUCGGAGAGCAAGGCGCAUUUCUACCACUUUACCAAAUGUGUGGAAAUUGCGAUACUCUUCCUAAUGUUGUGAAUCGAUCGGGCGGAUUGCGCAUUAACGAGGUAGAACUGAAAUAGCACGAUACAUUGAGUUAUAAACGGACUUUGUUUUGAAAAUUACUUUGUUUCUCAGAAACAACAUUUCUGUGUUAAGUGCUUUUUAUUUCGACAGUGUCGAUUUUUGCGUUCCCCCGGGAAUAAGCAUGCAUUUCUCCUACUGCAACGUAUGUGAGCGGUCGAUCGCAAGCACAGCACUAAGAAAAAAUCGGGAGUGAAGACGACAUUUAAGUUUAUGAUUCGUCGGUUGCACCUUGUCUUCAUCUUUUGACAAUCAUCGGAGGACAAUGUGUCUGUCUGACAUUUAUCAGAUAUAAAAUGAAAGUAAUUAUCAUUCUCUGGUGACUGGCCGCCCUAGAAUAUUGCACGGCAGAGCGGUUGAUUCAGCGGCUGUGAUUCAUGCAAGAGACGCCCCCGAAUCGGGGAGGAAACGUUGUCAGGUUUUUUCCUUGGUCAUUGAAUAAACAAUUUUGGAGUGUGACGUAGUCCGAUGUGGGUUUAUUGUUUACAUUGAAGACUAAGCCCCGAGGUGUCUGUCAUUAACAUCGUUUCGACAGUGCUUGGGUGUCAGAAGUUGGCGCGGUCUUGGAAUCUUGUCGGUUUUAUGAAGAAAACUAUUGAUCCCUGGAUCGGUUGUUUUCAGAGGCGUUAGAUCCGCGUAAUUACUCCAUUAUUUUCAGGGCGAGCCAUCACUGGUUGAGGAAAAUAUUGGAUCAAAAUCUUUCCAAAUAACGACGAAAUUAAGAAUAAUUUUGCGGCAUGGGGAAAGCACAAUCUUAUCGAUGCGUGUUCGUAUUGAUCUCGUCAAAAUUGAGUUAAACGCUUUCUGAAGGAACGUUAACGGCAAACAGAUGCGAAUGGACUUCAGUCACGGGAAUUUCAAGUGAGGAUUCAUCUGUGCAAAAUGUGAAUUUAUUUUUAGCCAUUCUAACUAUGUCUUCGUUGUCGCCUUUCACUAACACUGGACUAGGGUAUGGCAUGGGAAUCUAUCGACCGAGAAGACCCAGUUACACGUACGCCACCCAAACGUACCGCCAGAGAACCGAAAGUUACAGGUAUGCCCUCCGUAAAGGUACCGGGGACACCGAAAAUGCCGAUUUCAUUGAAGGAAUGACAAAUAAAAGGGGCCGAAAGGAGAGCUAUUUUCAAGCCAUCAGACGCGAUGACCCAAAUGUCGAAAUGGCACCUGUGGAAAUUAAGAUUGAGCCGCCAAGAUCCUCUGAGGACGAGCAGACGAUCACUAACAAUAGACACUCUAUGAACACAGCUCCAGAUGAACAUAUGAAGGAGUUAAAAAGGGCUAUUCUAAGACGAACGAAAAGUUUAGAAAGAGAGAGUCAUAACCCGGAUAACUACAUUACUCCCAAGAGUGUAUCCAACGAACAACUGGAUUUGCCUGCUGAAAAUCACUGUUUCAGUAGAGCCGAUGCCACGGGUACCCCCAACUCGGAGCUUAGUAGCAAUGUACCCUCCAUUAUCUUCUUUACAUUUAAGAAAAAUCUUGUGUUUCUGUGUAUUAGUUUCAUUCUCUUGUUUUCAGUAUUCAGAGCCAUUCAAAAUCUCCAGACUUCUAUAAAUGAUCAGAAGUAUCUUGGAAUUACUGCCAUGUCUUGUAUCCAUGGUGCGAUGUUCCUCACGUGUCUAUGGGCUCCAACUUUUAUAAAUCUCAUGUCCGCCAAAUGGGCGAUAGUUUGUGGGAUGUUCAGCUUCUUAACUUGGACCGGUGCCAAUUUCUACCCCAGAUUUUAUACUCUGAUCCCCACGGCCGUGUUUUCGGGGUGGGGACAAGGCAUUUUGUGGACAGCCGAAGCUUCCUAUAUCCUAAAGCUAGCCUUCGAUUCGUCACGCUUUACGAAAGAAGGGAUUGACACAGAAGUCGUUAGAUUCAACGGAUUUUUCCUCGCCGGUUUUCAGACAACACAUAUCUGGGGAAAUUUAAUCUCAUCCAUUGUGAUUUCCUCUACGACAACAGACGAUUUAAGUACCGAUGGCGAGCUUAGUGCCAAUUUGACUACCAGCAUCCAAGACUCCGGGGCCAUUAAUAAAUGCGGGGGUUUAUAUCCCUGUAGCCCUGUACCAGGGGGUAUCAUGAAGAUGUCAGACGAGCAGAAAUAUCCGCUGUUAUGGAAGCUAAUGGGAGCCUAUAUAAUCAUCGGCUUUGUGGGAUUCUGUCUCAUUUUUUUCUGUCUAGACCGCAUCGGAGCUCGAGUCUACCCCGAGAAAAGUGGACCUCAGAUUUAUCUCCAACAUUUGAAUUUGCUGGUUACUCAUAAGACCUUCCGUCUUCUCAUUCCCCUACUCAUCUUCAGCGGAUUGCAACAAGGUUUUGUGUACGCAGACUUCAAUAUGGCAUAUGUGACGUGUUCACUGAAUCUCCAGUUCGUUGGAUACACCAUGAUAGUGAUGGGCGUUACUAAUGUCUUCAUUGCGGUGCUGAUUGGUCUAGGCGCCAAUCACGUGCCGCGCGAGGCGGUGUUUGGCGUGGGAGGAAUUACUCACAUUGGAGUGAUGAUCGUGAUUCUCAUUUGGGUCCCGGAUGACAAUGUGAUGGUUCAUUUCAUUAUCGCUGCAGCCUUGGGGCUUUGUGAUGCUGUUUGGCAAACACAGUGCAAUACACUGAUUUGCAUCACGUGUCCUGAAGCAGUGGAUAUCGCAUUUGCAAAUUACAGGAUGUUACAAAGUUUAGGGCUUCUCAUCGCAUUCCUAAGUGAUAAAUUUAUGUGCGUCUACUCCAAACUUUAUUUCCUAAUCAUCAUGCUGGUAGUCUCCACGAUGUUUUAUGUGCUAGCGGAAUAUCGAGUGCGACAAAUCGACAACGUCGUUGAUGAAGUAUUUGAAGAGCAAACCAGUGUAAACAGGUCACGGGACAACUAAACGUCAGUUGAUGGCGGUUUAAGUGGUUCAAAAUUUUACGUUGUUUUAUUGAUCAUUUGUGCUUCCCUCUAUGUAGACUUCACGUUACUUUGUUAACAGUUUGAGAUCUGAUUUUGAUUUUUGUCUGAAGCUUGAUUUUGAAAUGUUUUUGUGUGGACGUGUUGUGUUAAUAUGUACAAUUUGGUGUAGUAUUAAAUGUGGGUGGUCAUGUAUGAUUGUAGCACAUAUAUAAUCAAAAUAUUAUCAUGUAUAAUGUA